AUGGCUGGACGUUACACCACGACUUCUUUACAAGCUGAUGCAGAUCUACAGGACGACGCAUAUGAUCAAGAGGGGAAUGAUCAUGAACCUUAUAUUAAUACUCCCAUCAAUUUCACCGCACGAGCUGAAAGCAACAUUGAUCAAUAUGAGCGCCAGCUGGACGGUUUUCGAGAAAAUGCAAUAUCAUAUUCAAAUGAGAUGGAAAAAACUCUUGGUGCUUACCAACGAGUAGCAAAGGAAGUGGAAGAUUUGAAAAAAGAGCUGCAGAUUCUGCGAACUGAGCUCGGUGGUUUGACUACUGAACAUGAUAAGCUGCAACACGCACUGACUCAACAAAACAAAACGACAAGAGACGAAAACGAACAGAGAAAUGAUCAUGAACAACAAAUGGCUAUUUCGAAUAAUCAAAAUCGUAUACUCGAAGAGCAACAAAAGAAACAACGUGACAUGGAGAAAAACUAUGAAGCAGAUGUCGCACAAUGUGAGAAAGAGAAAAACAGGAUUGAUCUGGAAAUUGAAGGAUUACAAACAGAAAAAGAAGGUUUAAAAGAUGAAAUAGAACAAAUAAAAGCGCAGAUAAAACAAGUGGAUGAACAAUUGAAGAAGACGCAGCAAGAUUUAGCUCAGCGUUCGGCAGAGUUACAACAGCAAGAAGCUAUGAUGCGUAAACUAGAAAGUGAACAGCAGCAAAUCAAUAUGGAAAUUCAACAUCUGCAAAAACUGAUCGACCGUAUUCAAGAAUUAAUCGCGCAAAAUGAGAACCAGCAAGAUAAUUUGGAAUCACGUAUAGAACAGUUGAAUCAUGAUAAACAAAAUGCUGAAAAUGAACUACAACAUGCAAAUGACGCAGCUCAGCAAGCACAACAGGCUAUUCAAGCAUUAGACACGGAGAUGAAAACACUGCAAUCUCAACUAGAACAACUCGUCCAAGAAAAAAAUCAAUUAGAACAACAAUGUCGUGAAGCAAUGAACAAAGUUGAGGAAGUGAAGCAAGAGCUUGCGCAGAUACAAGAAGAGGUGAACCAUUUACAAGAACAGCUUCAGGCGAUUAAUCAACAGCUGAACGAAAAACAAGAAGAAUUAGCUGCAGUUCAAACUGAAGAGAAAAACUUACAAGAAUUAUUGCAGAAAGAGAAGCAGACUCUGGAAGAAAUAGAUAAACGUGUCGAUAGUUUUAAAAAUGAAUAUAAACAGGCAGAGCAUGUACUUAGCGCUACACAAGGGCGUUUGGAACAAUCAAAGAAAGAUCUUCAUGAACAAGAACAAUUAGAAGCCAAAAUGCGUAAAACAUAUGACGAUCAAACAACAUUAGUCAACCAAGCACAAGCCAAAGCUGUUGAAGCCAAUCGAAAUGAAUCAGAAGCCAAACAAGCCUUACACAACGCUACUCGUGAGCAAAAGGCAGCAGAAGUUGAACUUGGACACCUGCAAUAUCAGUUAAGUAUUGACAAUGCACUCCUUGUAGCAGCUAUGAGAGAACGUGAAGCUGCACUGAAUAUGCCAUUCGAAACACGCCAAGCAGCACUUUCGAUAAUAGAUAACAAGAUCAGUAGUCUUAGACGAACUGUGGCCGAACAAGCCAACAAAAUACGUACAGCGGAGAGCAAUUUACAUCUCGCAAGUGAUAAGUGUAACAAAGCCCGAGAAUCAUGUCAAACAGCUGAGCAGAAUAAGAAAAAUGCCGAUCAGUUUCUAACUGAUUCAAAAACAAAAUUAACUGAUUGCAAAACAAAGUUGGAUCAGCAGACAACAGUCAAAGAUGGAGCGAAGAGCGAAGUGGAAAAGCAAACUGUAGCAGUUGAGAAAGCCACGGAAAAGGUCAAACAAACUGAACAUCAAUUAAAUCAAAAUAAAGAGCAACAAACACAACAAAAGAUAAAAGUAGAUACCGUCGAUCACCAAGUAAAGGAAAAAACAACUCAGGUCGUUCAAUUGAAAGCAGCACACGACGAGUUGCAAACCAACCAGAAACAUAGCCAGGGCAUACUCACUCAAGCAAAUGGCACUUUGGAACAAACGAAAGUUAAAUAUAAUCAAUCCACAAAAGAUCUCAAAGAAUUACAGGAGAAGGACACAGCGAAAAAUAAACAAAUUGGAGAAAAUAAGACUUCGAUUGAGCAAAAGCAAACCCAAUUGGACAAUGCACGCUCUGAGUCUUCUCACAAGGAGACUUUAUCACGUGAAGCUAAAAGUAAGGUUAAGCUAAUUGAACAAGAACUGAAGAUGCAAGGACAAUCCAAAGAGAAACUAGUUGAAGAAAGUCGAAGACAAAAACAAAACCUUUCUUCAGAGCGAAACAAAAGUGAUAACCUCGCCAGUAGGAAAGACGCUGUUCAGGAAAAGCUCACGCAAACACAAAACGAAAGAGCAAGGAUCGAGAACGAAGUUCAUCGGCAAAGUCAAGAAUUAGAAACUCAAAACCAAUUAUUGACGGAAAAAAAUAAGGAGAUGAAUACAGUUUCUAAAAACGUGAAGGCCAAGGAGCGCGUGGAAAAACAACUUAACAAACAGUUGGAAAAGCAGACAGCUAGUUUGAAACAGAUCCAGGCACAAAAGGCCGAUUUAGAACAAAAACAGACCAGCCAACAGCAACCUGUUAUCGACAGAAAUCAUCCAACGGUUGAUGGUAUUGACAUACAAAAAGUCAGAGAUGCUCUUCAACAAAUGUCCGACCAGUUCAUUAGAAUUCCUAGAGAAAUCGAUGCAAAAGAGCAAGAUUGCGAACAACGCGAGGAGGUGUUAAACGAACUCAAUACUCGUAUGCAGAACUUGCAGGCUGCAAAACAGGAAAAAGAUAAGGAGGAAAAGCGCGCUUGUAAUCAUUUUAUAGCCGAGUGCAACAAAGAAGUUUAUAAAUUGCAACAAGCUCAUCAAGCAUUAUAUGAGACAAAUUCAAAUCAACAACAACAACAAAAUCGAAACUAUAAUUUCGCGUAG
Molecule: messenger RNA, 2937 nt
Organism: Adineta ricciae
Lineage: Eukaryota; Metazoa; Rotifera; Eurotatoria; Adinetida; Adinetidae
Source: the annotation of a GenBank genome assembly